AUGGCUGCCGGGAGCAAGCGCAAAGCUUCCUCCGAGAACAACAACGGGGAGUCCGAAAACGGUACCAAGAAAAAGACGAUUCAGACGACAAAAACAGAAGAAGAAGAAGAAGAAGAAGAAAACGACGAGGGAGAGACAAAAGAAACGUUUUGUAACAACCCAAUCGGUUUCCAAUUCAAAGUGUUACACACGGACGGUCGCGCUCGGUACACCAAUCUUACGCUCCCUCACUACGAUUGCUUCACCCCAAUGUUCAUGCCGGUGGGAACGCAAGGAUGCGUGAAAGGGUUAACUUCCAUGCAAUUGGAAGAGAUUGAGUGUCAAGUUAUUUUAGGGAACACCUACCACUUGGGCCAAAGGCCUGGAAAAGAUUUGUUUCUCGAAUGCGGCGGGUUGCAUAAGUUUAUGAGUUGGAAGAGAGGUUUACUGACCGACUCUGGUGGGUUUCAAAUGGUUUCGUUGGCUGAUUUAUCCGACGUGACGGAAGAAGGAGUCACGUUUCAAUCACCAAUCGAUGGGAAGAGUGAAAUGUUAACGCCGGAGAAAUCGAUGGAGAUACAAAACGCCAUCGGCGCGGAUAUUAUCAUGGCGUUGGACGACGUCGUGUCGAGCGUGAAGAUUAGCAAGGAACGGUUUGAGGAGGCUACGCACAGAACGACCCGAUGGAUCGACCGGUGCAUUAAAGGCCACAAAAGGCCGAAAGAGCAAGCGUUGUUUGGCAUCGUUCAAGGCGGGCUGGACGAUCGAUUGCGAGAUAUAUCUUUGAAAGGCUUGUUGAAACGAGGGAAGGAUUUACCCGGGUUUGCCAUCGGCGGUUUAGCUGGAGGGGAAGGGAAAGAAGAUUUCUGUCGCGUGUUAGAGAGCGCUUUACCGAAAUUACCGUUCAAUAAACCCAGAUACGUGAUGGGUAUAGGGUACCCGAUCGAUAUCGUCAUAUGCACGGCGUUUGGCGGCGACAUGUACGAUUGCGUCUUCCCUUCGCGAACGGCUCGAUUUGGCAAUGCCUUAGUUCCCGAAGGUACUCUGCGAUUAAAGCAAGCGCAAUACAAAACCGACGAACGAAAAGUCCAAGACGAUUGCGAUUGCGUGUGUUGCUUAAACUACACGAGGAAAGAUUUGAACAAAAUAGCCGGCAAGGAAACCGAAGCGAGCAUCGUGUUGACGUAUCACAACUUGAGAUAUCUCAUGCGCUUGUGUAAACAAAUGCGAGAGGCGAUCGAAAAGAAAACCUUCAAAGCAUUCUGCGUCGAGUUUACGAAGAAACUCUACAGUUUAGAAAAAGGCGUUCCGAAAUGGGUCGUUGAUGCCUUCGCGAAAGUCGAUAUUGAUGUUUCAACGUAG
This is a messenger RNA of Bathycoccus prasinos, 1341 nucleotides long. RefSeq names its product queuine tRNA-ribosyltransferase. The record is from RefSeq and is a predicted model, not a curated record. Gene Ontology annotation, cellular component: cytosol. NCBI's taxonomy places the organism in Eukaryota, Viridiplantae, Chlorophyta, Mamiellophyceae, Mamiellales, Bathycoccaceae. The coding region runs from base 1 to 1341 and encodes 446 amino acids. The transcript has a single exon. Gene Ontology annotation, molecular function: tRNA-guanosine(34) queuine transglycosylase activity.